AUGUCUCUAUGCUCCGAGAUCCAUGAGCCACAAUACAGAGUCCAACAGAGAGGGGACUCAAAGAUCCCGCCCAUCCGCAAGCGCAUCAUCAUCUGCUGCGACGGAACAUGGCAAUCCGCCGUUUCGGGCAAGAAAAACGUCCCAUCUAAUGUGACACGUCUCUGUCGCGCUCUGAACAAUGUCGGAACCGACGAACACGGGAAUCAAUGGCAGCAAAUAGUCUGGUAUGAUUCCGGAAUUGGCACGACCUCAAGUCCUUUGGGACAAAAGAUCGAAGGCGCUAUUGGCCUAGGCCUGGAAGGGAAUGUCAUCGAAGCGUAUAAUUUCUGUGUCCUGAACUACAAACCCGGCGAUCAGAUUAUGUGUUUUGGUUUCUCGAGGGGUGCAUUCACGGCCCGCGCCAUUGCUGGUUUGAUCUCCGAUAUUGGUAUUUGCAGAAAACAGGAUUUGAAUCGGUUUCCUGAUCUCUGGGAAGUUUAUAAGGAAAAGAAACACGGCGAGCGGUUCUAUUGCAGUGAUCUCUGGUUUGAGUGGAUGGAUGGGAAGGCGGAUGAGAAUCAGGGCGCUCAAGGCGAUACUUUCCUAUUUGAAAAGCGCGGUAAGGGAGAUUGGGCUCAGGAGGGGUCAAGGGAUGUGGAAGUUGUUGGUGUCUAUGACACAGUCGGCGCUAUUGGAAUGCCGAAAGUGCUGGGGAUGAAGCUGCCAUCUUGGUUGUUGUGGUGGGCGGGUAAGGAUGGAUGGGAAAAUGUUGGACUUUCACCUAAUGUCAAACAUGCAUUUCAGGCUUUGGCCCUCGAUGAACACCGCAGCGCGUUUUCGCCCACCCUGUGGUAUCUCCACAAACUUGGAAACGUUACCUCAGAGCAGAUCCAAACCCAGAAGAAAAAGUUCGACGAGGAAGCUCAAAAAUGGGACGAUCUCUUGCAAGACGCAAUCCGCUUGAAGGCUAGCGGCAGGGCUAGCGAUGAGGAUGUCAACAACAUAGCCCGAAAGCUAAACCAAACCGCCAGAGACUGGAACAAGGAGACCCGAACGCUCCUAAAGUUGGAAGACGACUACAAGCACCAGUGCAAACCCCGAACAUUGACACAAGUGUGGUUCCCCGGUUAUCACAUCAACAUCGGCGGAGGCUCGAGUGAGACCCUCAAAGAUGAGGGCAACAUGGAAGAAAUGUCUAAUAUCACCUUCUCCUGGAUGUUGGACCAAAUCAAACCUUAUCUGUCGCUCAACGAAGAUUUUAUCUCCGAGGAAAGAGAAGAGAUGGAAGAUCACAUUUCAACGCUUGUUGAAAAUACAGUCAAUAAUGAAUCCCUGGGAGGCUGGGCGCAACGCAAGGCUGCAGCAAUAGCCUCAGCUUUAACAUUCAAAUAUUUCUCCACGUCUCCAGUCAAGCCUGUGGACAAACGACGCAGCUAUGGCUGGGGAACAGGCCCGCUGGAAGACAGCUUUACGCCAUUUUACUACGCCAACGGGUCGGAGAGGCGAACACCUGGAGGCUACGAUCCUUUCGACAAAAAUGGAAAUUUGCUGGGAGAGACAUUCGAGUUUGUUCAUCCAGUGGUGGGAUUUAGGGAGAAGCAGAUCAAGGACUACACGCCAAUUGGGCCAAAUGUCAAGUUUGCCCGUCGAAAGGCGGUUGACGAGAAGGGACGUCCUGGUUAUGUUUACGACCUGGGAAAUUCACCCAAGCCCUUGCCUGAGUGGCGCUUAGGAGGGCUUGACUCUUAUGAGAGACUCGCCAUCACCGGCAAGGUUGAAUAUGAUUAUGUCAACGAACUAGAUCUAUAUUUGCAGACUGAGAUCAAGACACCCCGUCAGUCUGCUUUGGGAGUUCGAGAUGUUGACGUUGGGAUUGAAGUGGGCAAAGCUGGAGAUAUUGACUCUGGAAUUAAAGUGCCCAAAGCCGAGGGCUUCCAACAGGGAGGCUUUAAAUCGACGGGCCUUGGGACCAAGGAAAUGCAAUGGAAGAUCUCGGAGGUUUCAUACGCCGAGGAGAUAGUGACUCCGAUAUGA
This is a messenger RNA of Penicillium expansum, 2013 nucleotides long. RefSeq names its product T6SS phospholipase effector Tle1-like catalytic domain-containing protein. The record is from RefSeq and is a predicted model, not a curated record. Lineage: Eukaryota; Fungi; Ascomycota; Eurotiomycetes; Eurotiales; Aspergillaceae. The transcript has 2 exons. The coding region runs from base 1 to 2013 and encodes 670 amino acids.